CCUGGAGGAGCUGAAGUCAGAUCUCACAAAGCAACAGAAUGGAUUCAAGAUCACCUUGAAAACGUUGGAGGACGAUUUGCUCUCUCGGCUGUCAUCAGCAUCUGGGAAUUUCCUGGGAGACACAGCGUUGGUGGAGAACCUGGAGACCACUAAAAGGACAGCUGCAGAGAUUGUGGAGAAGGUGCAGGAGUUUAAGGUGACAGAAGGCAGGAUAAACGAGGCCAGGGAGCAGUACAGGCCCGCGGCCCGCCGCGCCGCCAUGCUCUACUUCACCAUGAACGAGCUGCACGCCGUGCACCCCAUGUACCAGUUCUCCCUGAAGGCGUUCCAGGGGGUGUUCCAGAAGGCCAUGGAGAGGGCAGCUCCUGCUGAGAGCCUGGCAGGGCGGGUGCUGAGCCUCACGGACAGCAUCACCUUCUCCGUGUUCCAGUACACGGCCCGGGGGCUCUUCGAGAGGGACAAACUGACCUUCAGUGCCCAGCUCACCUUCCAGAUACUUCUGAUGAAUAAAGAAAUCAACCCAGCAGAACUGGAUUUCCUGCUCAGAUACCCAGCACAGCCCGGAGUCACGAGCCCUGUGGAGUUCCUGUCUGACCAUGCCUGGGGAGGAAUCAAGGCUCUCUCAUCCAUGGAGGAAUUCAGAAACCUGGAUCGGGAUAUUGAAGGCUCUGCAAAGCGGUGGAAGAAGUUUGUUGACUCGGAGUGUCCUGAGAAGGAGAGGUUCCCGCAGGACUGGAAGAACAAGUCAGCCCUGCAGCGCCUGUGCAUCCUGCGCGCCCUGCGGCCCGACCGCGUCCCCUGCGCCGUCCGAGAUUUUGUAGAAGAAAAGCUGGGCAGCAAAUACGUGGUGGGGAGAUCGCUGGAUUUUGCAACAACCUUUGAGGAAUCAGGGCCUGGCACCCCGAUGUUCUUCAUCCUGUCCCCAGGAGUGGACCCACUGAAGGAUGUGGAGAAACAUGGGAAGAAGCUGGGCUACACCUUCAACCACAGGAACCUCCACAACGUUUCCCUGGGCCAAGGCCAGGAGGUGGUGGCUGAGCAAGCUCUGGAUGUGGCUGCAAGGGAGGGUCACUGGGUCAUCCUCCAGAACAUCCACCUGGUGGCCAAGUGGCUGAGCUCCCUGGAGAAGAGGCUGGAGCAGCACAGCCAGGGCAGCCACCGGGAUUUCCGCGUGUUCCUGAGCGCCGAGCCAGCGCCGUGCCCCGAGAGCCACAUCAUUCCCCAGGGCAUCCUGCAGAACGCCAUCAAGGUCACCAGCGAGGCGCCCACCGGCAUGCACGCCAACCUGCACAAGGCCCUGGACAACUUCAGCCAGGACACCCUGGAGAUGUGCAGCCAGGAGAAGGAGUUCAGGAGCAUCCUCUUUGCCCUGUGCUAUUUCCACGCGGUGGUGGCGGAGCGGCGCAAGUUCGGCGCCCAGGGCUGGAACCGCCCGUACCCCUUCAGCACCGGGGACCUCACCAUCUCUGUCAGCGUGCUCCACAACUACCUGCAGGCCAGCUCCAAGGUCCCCUACGAUGACCUGCGCUACCUUGUGGGUGAGAUCAUGUACGGAGGUCACAUCACGGAUGACUGGGACAGGCGGCUCUGCAAAACCUACCUGGAAGAGUUUAUUAAGCCAGAAAUGCUGGAGGGAGAGCUCUGCCUUGCUCCUGGGUUUCCCCUCCCUGGGAAAAUGGAUUAUAAUGGCUAUCACCAGUACAUAGACGAUGCCCUGCCUGCAGAGUCACCCCACCUGUACGGGCUGCACCCCAACGCCGAGAUCGGGUUCCUGACGCAGCGCUCGGAGCGGCUCCUGCGCACCGUGCUGGAGCUGCAGCCCCGCCACGGCAGCACGGGCCCGGGGGCUGUGGGCGCCCAGGAGGAGAUGGUGCAAGCCCUUCUGGAAGAGAUGUUGGAGAAGCUCACAGACGAGUUCAACAUGGCAGAGCUGCUGGCCAGGGUGGAGGAGAGGACUCCCUACGCCGUGGUGGCCCUGCAGGAGUGCGAGCGCAUGAACGCCCUGACGGCCGAGCUGCGGCGCUCGCUGGCCGAGCUGGAGCUGGGCCUCAAGGGGGAACUGACCAUGACCAGCGACAUGGAGACCUUGCAGAGCUGCCUCUUCCUGGGCACGGUGCCCGAGUCCUGGGUGCGGAGGUCUUACCCCUCCACUGCCAGCCUGGGCUCGUGGUUUGCUGACCUGCUGGCUCGCAUCAGCGAGCUGGAAGCCUGGACCAGGGACUUCUCCCUGCCCUCCACGCUGUGGCUCGGAGGGUUCUUCAACCCCCAGGCCCUCCUGACGGCCGUCAUGCAGACCACGGCCAGGAAAAACAAGUGGCCCCUGGACAAGAUGACACUGCAGUGCGACGUGACGAAGAAGAGCAGAGAGGAUUUUGCCAGCGCUCCUCGUGAGGGGGCCUAUGUCCAUGGGCUGUUCAUGGAGGGAGCACGCUGGGAUGCUCAGGCCGGGACCAUCACGGAGGCCAGGCUCAAGGAGCUGACCCCGGCCAUGCCUGUGGUGUUCAUCAGGGCUGUUCCUGAUGAGAAGCAGGACACCCGGGGCCUGUACCCGUGUCCUCUGUACAAAACACGCCAGAGGGGGCCGACCUACGUGUGGACUUUUAACCUCAAAACGAAGGAGAAGCCGUCCAAGUGGGUGCUCGCCGGUGUGGCCUUGCUGCUGCAGAUCUGAGGCACCAGCACAGCCCCUGCUCUGCAAAUCCCCCACAAUGUCACACAGUUUAUACAAUGAAAUGCUGAGUUAAACCAAGUUCCAUCUCUCUGGUGGACUCCCAAGUUAUCUCUGUGUCCUGGGGAUGUGACCAAAACAGGGAGGGAGGAGCUGGGGGCGUGGGGGGCUUGGCUGCUGCUGGGGUUCAACCAGGACAGCAUUUCUGUGGGCACUGUUUGGUUUCUCAGAGCCUCAUCUCACACUGAGUGGUUUUACGGGUGGCUUUGGCACGUGGCAGAAGAUGUGCUCAACUCUCUGCCAGUCCAGGGGAUCAGCUUUGCUCCCACUUGUGGGAGCCCAGCACAUCCCUCUGGCUGCCCUGGCUGGCUCCAGACCCUUGGCAUGAAGUCACAAACACCUGUGGCUUUGAUUUUAGCCCAUGGAAAAAGCUCUCAAUUUUGUAUGAGGAAUUACAAGCCACAAGGGUUUGAGCAGUGUGGUAGUUGAACUAACACAGGAUGAAAAAGUAGAAAUUUGGGAUUUUUAGAAUGGGGUUCAAGGGGGUACAAGAUGGACAGAUUUGGGCGUGUCCUGACCUUCUUUCCUUUCUUCUUGCCCUCCAUGUCUUGGUGUGAUGGUGACACUUUUCUGUUGGUUUAAGGUAGAGAUUCACAGUCUAACAUAGAUGAUGGGAAUUGGUAAUAAAUUGUAAACAUAGACACGUAGUUUUGAAUAUAUAAUGUGGGAGCAGCCCAGGGCUCAAGGGCAGGAUGCCACAGCCUCCUUGCUAGGCAGAGCUCAGCAGGUCAGAGAAAGAAUGUUUAGAUAAGAAGAAAUAAACAACCUUGA
This is a messenger RNA of Taeniopygia guttata (zebra finch), 3499 nucleotides long. NCBI's taxonomy places the organism in Eukaryota, Metazoa, Chordata, Aves, Passeriformes, Estrildidae. The record is from RefSeq and is a predicted model, not a curated record.